This is a messenger RNA of Gossypium raimondii (Peruvian cotton), 2009 nucleotides long. RefSeq names its product alpha-L-fucosidase 1. The record is from RefSeq and is a predicted model, not a curated record. Gene Ontology annotation, cellular component: lysosome. Gene Ontology annotation, biological process: glycoside catabolic process; fucose metabolic process. NCBI's taxonomy places the organism in Eukaryota, Viridiplantae, Streptophyta, Magnoliopsida, Malvales, Malvaceae. The coding region runs from base 277 to 1839 and encodes 520 amino acids. The transcript has 3 exons. Gene Ontology annotation, molecular function: alpha-L-fucosidase activity.
UGUAAUUUUCAGCGCCAACAACCCCUGCAGUCCUUUCGCUUCAUCGUUGGUCAAAACUUAGAAGUCUGACAAAACUUGAAGUAAGAUGAUACCCACCAUUGAAAUUUGAAUCCUUACAAUUUAGAACUGAGCAGAAGCAGAACAACAAUCGAUGCAGACCACUUAGAUUCCUUUUUCGAGUUUCAGUACUGUUCUAAUUCUAAAAACACCCACUUUCAGGUAUCCUCCCCUCUCCUGUCUUUCACCAUCACCAAAGCCAGCUGCAACACCAUCAAAAUGCCUAAUCCAUCCUUCAAUUCAAGAAAACCCAUUUCUGUACACGCUUUACCAAUCUUUGUCAGCCUGUUUUUCUCCGCCAUUCCCCAUUCUGCCCUGAAAAUACCACCUCCUUUGCCCAUUUUACCCCUCCCUUCGGCUUCUCAGCUCCAAUGGCAACUCUCUUCCAUGGCACUCUUUCUCCACUUUGGACCCAACACCUUCACUGACUCAGAGUGGGGAACAGGCCAUGCCAGCCCCUCUGUGUUCAACCCCACCCUACUAAAUGCUUCUCAGUGGGUACAUGUAGCCAAGGAAGCUGGGUUUUCAAGGGUGAUCCUUACUGCCAAGCAUCAUGAUGGCUUCUGCUUGUGGCUAAGUGAAUACACGGAUUAUUCCGUGAAGGCGAGUCCGUGGAGAAAUGGGAAGGGCGAUGUUGUUGCUGAGUUGGCUGCGGGAGCUAAGGAAGCUGGUAUUGCUUUGGGGCUUUAUUUGUCUCCAUGGGAUAGGCAUGAAAGUUGCUAUGGGAAGACCCUGGAAUACAAUGAAUUCUAUAUCGGACAGAUGACUGAGCUGUUGACUAGAUAUGGAGAUAUCAAGGAAGUAUGGUUGGAUGGUGCCAAAGGGGAGGGGGAAAAGGAUAUGGAGUAUUACUUCGAUGCUUGGUUUAGUCUCAUUCAUCAGCUCCAACCAGAUGCCGUCAUCUUUUCUGAUGCAGGUCCCGACACAAGGUGGAUCGGCGAUGAGGCUGGUGUUGCUGGUUCUACUUGUUGGUCUCUUUUCAAUCGAAGUAAUGCCGUAAUUGGUGGAACCAAUCCUCAAUACUCCCAAGGAGGAGACCCUCAUGGUCAUGACUGGGUACCUGCCGAGUGUGAUGUCUCAAUCAGGCCGGGUUGGUUUUGGCAUGCAUCUCAAGUGCCAAAGUCAGCAUUGGAACUUCUUGAUAUAUACUACAAAUCAACUGGUCGUAAUUGUCUUUUGUUGCUAAAUGUGCCCCCAAAUUCUUCCGGUCUUAUUUCAGAUGAAGAUAUACAAGCACUCCAAGAAUUCAAGGAACUUCGGAGGUCUAUAUUUUCAAAUAAUUUGGCCGAGAAAGGUCUCCUAACUGCUAGCAGUAUUCGAGGAGGCAAUGAUAAUUAUCAGUUCAGUCCAUAUAAUGUCUUUGAAGAAAGUAUUUACACCUACUGGGCUCCUGAAGAGGAUCAACGUGAUUGGGUCUUAUAUUUGGACCUUCAAGAAUCAGUAUCUUUUAACGUUUUGCAAGUUCAAGAGCCGAUUCACAUGGGACAACGCAUCAUCAAGUUCCAUCUUGAGAUCCUGAGUGGAGGUAGAUGGAAGAAUGUGAUUAGUGGCACAACAGUGGGAUACAAAAGGUUGCUGCAAUUUCCAACAGUUCAAUCUCGGUACUUGAAGCUUGUCAUUGACAUGUCUCGAGCUGAUCCUCUUAUUUCUUAUAUGGGGCUCCAUAUGGAUCGAUUUUCCAUUCUGAGCCAUGCAUCUAAUACAACCUCACAGAUAUAUGUUAAUGGUAGUCAAGUCCUUAGGCAAGUUCCAAACAAAGAUUCCCAAACUGCCACAGUUUAGUACAUGUAAUUUCAAGCUGCAAUUAUUGUACUGGUGAGUGUUAAAAACUCUUCCUAAAAUUUAUGGUUACAUAACUGGGGGCAUCUUCUAAUGCCUAAUGUACAAAUAAGUUGAUAGUAUUGCAUGUGUGCGUGAUUAUUAAUUUGAUCACCCUUUAUUCUUAUAGGCAA